Manduca sexta (tobacco hornworm) is the source of this 5529-nucleotide messenger RNA. Its product is annotated as protein pygopus. NCBI's taxonomy places the organism in Eukaryota, Metazoa, Arthropoda, Insecta, Lepidoptera, Sphingidae. The record is from RefSeq and is a predicted model, not a curated record.
CGCCCUCUAGCGGAAAUUUCUUCACGAAAAUACAUCGUGAAUGUGGCGUGUGUUGUUUGGAAUAUUACGAGUCGUAAAUAAAAUUGCUUCCAAUGGAUUACUAAUUUUAGUUAUAACUGAACUUUAAUUGUGUUAAAAGAUUAUACUGUUAAGAAACUUUCUGUGAAUAAUAUUAACUGAUGCCAAAAGGUGGUUAACGUUUGGUAUUUUGUCAUAUGUUGCACGCCUGUCUGGGAGUUCGAAGAAGACAAAAAAAUAAUCAGUAAUUUCGAUGCUAAAUUGAUAAUGCAAAAUAGACUUGACCAGUCUUUUUUCACGUCAAACUUCCUCGUGAGGAUGCGGUGCCUUAAAAAUAAAUACGAUGUAUGUUAAGGUUUCUAUUUUUGAUUCACCAUAAUGGUUGUCAGAUCUGAAAUUGAAUAGCAUCAUAAUGAGUCACAAUCUGGCGGGAAUGCCAUCAUACAGGCUGCCGGGCUCAGGACUAGGGCCUCCGGACUUCAAACCGCCUAUGGACACACCAACACCACCGGCACCGGCGCCAAGUAAUCCUAAAAAGCGCAGAAAAACCUCUAAUGCCAAUAAUGCACUUACACCGCAACCACCACCGACAGCACAAGACCUUCUGCCUCCCCCAUUAACUGGAUAUGGAGAUACAAUAGUGGCAUCCAAUCCCUUCGAUGAUUCACCAUCAACGGUUUCCCACAAUGGUCCAAUGAUGAGCCAGAAUGGACCAAUGAUGAACCAAAACAGCUCAAUGGGGAUGAUGGGACCUAUGCAUGGUAUGGGUGGACCUCCAAUGAGACACAUGAGCCCCUUACCUCAUAGUAUGAGUCCUAUGAAUCAACCAAUGCCUCCUAGAGGAGGAAUAAGCCCAAUGGGGAACAUGAGUCCAAUGGGGCAUAUGGGAGGCAUGUCACCAAUGGGAGGGCCAAAUAUGGGAAUGAGCAACCACAGUAUGGGGCCAGGAAUGGGGCCAACAUCAAGGUCAAUGGGCAGUCCAAUGAGUCCUAUGAAUUCAAUGCCAAUGGGUUCUCCCAUGCCAUCUGGACCAAUGGGUAGUCCUAUGAAUAUGGGUUCAAUGACAGGGAGUCACAUGAGCAACAGUCCAAUGGGGCCACCAAUGCACAGUCCACUGGGGGCAGGGUCAAUGAAUGGGCCUAUGAAUGGACCCAUGGGUGGUGGAGGACGCAUGAAUGUGCCCCGUAUGAAUGGUCCAAUGGGGCCUAGCUGUUCAAAUGGCUCAAUGGGGCCUACUAGUUCUAUAAUGUCAUCUAAUCCCAUGCAAAGUGGGGGGAUGGGCCCUGGACAUUGUGGUCCAAUGAGACAUGGCAGUCCUAUGGCUUCUGGCAUGGGAGGUGGUCCAAUGGGCGGUAAUGGUCCUAUGACAUCUAUGGGGCCUGGUCCUCCAUAUAGCGGUAGUCACAUGGGUCAUGGAGGUCCUAUGGGCAUGGCUGGAAAUGGAUCUAUGGGUAUGGGGCCUGGACCUGGUAAUAUGGGGAAUUGUGGUCCUCUUGCUGGCAUGAGUGGAAUGGCCAUGGGUGGACCAGGUGGACAAGGAGUUGGACCGAUGGGACAAGGCAUGGGAAUGUUUGGCCCUAAGCCAAUGCCAGUCAGUGCUGGGAAAGUGUAUCCACCAGAUCAACCCAUGGUUUUUAACCCUCAAAACCCAAAUGCACCACCCAUAUACCCAUGUGGGGUGUGUCAUAAGGAGGUGCACGAUAAUGAUCAAGCAAUCUUAUGCGAGUCUGGUUGCAACUUUUGGUUUCACAGGGGGUGUACGGGGCUGACGGAACCGGCGUUCCAGUUGUUGACUGCAGAAGUGUAUGCAGAGUGGGUGUGUGACAAGUGCCUACAGUCCAAAAAUAUCCCACUAGUGAAGUUUAAGCCAUAGCGAUGCGCUGCGCCGCCUUCACCCCUAUUCCUGCCACACAUCUGAGUCGGAUGCCACUUCGUAACAUCACAAGUAUUUAUUUCAUUUCAUGAUUAAUAUGGACAUUGAAGGCUAGCGCACACCAAGUCUGCACCGGCGGACGUUAUACGCAACCGGCGAACUUCAGUGCCUCCGAACGUCCUAGUCUAUGUGAGCCUUAGAGUGUAAUGGUUAUUUACGACUUGGGACAUGAAGUCACUCAAUCGGUUGUAAGGAGUCGGUCUGUCGUUAGUCUUGCUAAGAAAGAUCUCAUGUUGGAUAGUUACAAUUUAAGAAUGUUAUCGAGUAUUGAUGGUUUAAAAUCAGUAUAAAUUUAUCAAAUGCUAUAUCUACUAACCGAUUUGAACGGAAUGAAAGGUAUGGAAAACAUGUUAUCUAUGAAAAUGCAGACGGUCCUGUUAUGUCUAGUCUGUUAUGAUUGUCAUUUUAUCUUAUUUAUAUUUAAUCUAUUGCUAAGAUGUGACGGUUGCAGUACAAUUAGUACGGAGUAUUGACGGCACGUGUUCCUUUGUAAAGCAUAUCUGUUUGAGCAAAUAUAAGCGUGUUGGUGUAAUAACUAAUGUACACUAAAUUUAAAAUAUAAACAAUAACGUCGACCCAAGAAAUUUUCGAUGCCUCGUUCAUGUAUCGCUUAAGAAUUUGUGCAUAAUGUAAAUAUCUCUUAGAUGAUAAGCCUAACUUUCCGCCUUAUGAAAAUGGUGACCUGUAAGUUCAUGUGCGUGCGCGCAUUCGCCGCCGUUGAGUGUGGUACGCACUGUCAGCGUCAUGCCUUUAAACUGCGCGAUCGUUCCGAUGACGUCACAGUUGUACGCCCAUGGCGCAUUGGUACAAAAGCACCUUAGGCGAUCUUUAGUUUGACUACUUUGAUAAUAAUGUACUUAGUAUUUCGGUGCCCUAAUUUGCAUGUAACAUUAUGCGCGUUAUCUGUACGUACUUGUAAAUAUAAUGAAUCCAUACGCUUUGUUAAGUAUAAGGGUGUUAAAUGUGUUUGUCAAUUUUUUUACUUUUGGAGACUUUUUUUUAAAUAAAAGAAAUGUAAUAUAAGUUGUGUAAAUACUUAUGUAGCUUUGAUGAAAUGAGAUUAUACAAUUGGUCAGUGGACUCCAGAGGUGCGCUUGGUUGUGAUUUAUUAAGUGCGUGUUCUAGCAUGCAUGUUGUUUUUAUAUUCUGCACAAGAGCAUCAAACGAUCUGGAGUCAGUCGCGGUCUUGCUACAAAUAUUGAUUUCAAUAUUAUGGGACAUUAAAAACGUUUAAGAACAAAUGCAUAAAAAGCGGAAUUCAGAAAAUAAACAACCUUGUAAAUAUGUAUUUGAGUGCCUAUACAAAUAUUGAGCAUUUUAAACAAUAAAGAAUUUAUAUAUUUUUACCAUUAUUUUAAUCUCCGAAACUUAUAAGUUAUGAGAUAUUGAACAAGCAACUAAAGCAAUAUGGCCCAAGUUAACGAAAUAAUUUUGAUUAAUAGUUUUAUAUUUAUUUUCCGAAUUGGCCGCUAUCUUAAAUAUUUUUAAGAGUAAUGAAGUAUCUAUUUAUAAACAUUUAGUUAUAGAAUUUUUGAAAACUGCUGCACAUGCACUUAAACUUCAUUUUGGGUUGUGUUGAUAUCGUAUUUUUAUAAAACAGAAUGUUUUAUGUAAUUUUUUUAAGGAUUUUUUGAGUCUCAAGUUCACUGCAUAAAACGUACUACAUAAGACGUACGUGACCCGCGGGACGCACGUACGUGGCUCCCAGGACCAGUGAGAGCCGUAGGUAUGCGCAAGAUUCGUAAUGUGGUAACACCUUACGGUUUUGUUCACAAUAUAACUCUGGAAUUGCUAUUGCGUUCCAAGCUGUUAUUUGUAUGGUGCAUUUUACGUCAGAGAAAGCAAAUGUUCACACAGCUUUUGUCAGAGUUAUACCAAGUUUACUAUUACGUAGAAACAAUGGUGUCUGCUAUAUUCGUAUUUGUUUUUAAUUACACAAGUAUUCGUUUUUAUACAAGAUAAAAUAUUCUACAAAGCAGGUCGUAAUUUUGAGAUUUCUACGAAACUUUAAUUUUGCGUUAACUAUGCAGCAGAAUUAAUUAGUAGUGUAGGUGAGUUUUUUAUUCAAGAAUAUAUGAAUUUUAAUAAGUUUAAUUCUAAUGUUUACAAUUUUGCCAUACUAUAAGAUGUAUUUUUAUAUAACGGCCGUAUAAUGUAUAAAUGCUUGUGUUUGUGAACAUAAAUUAAUUCUGUUCAAAUAAAUAAUUUUAUCAAAAUUUACGUAUGAAAUUGUGGCCGUUCUACUUUCGUAUAAUCAAUUGAAAACAGCCAUGACAUUGACACCCGUAUUCACAAACAGAACUGUGAGGACACAGCGCGCCCGAACAGAGUCGACAAUUUCAUAGUUUUGUUUAUCUGACAGCCAACUAAAGUUAUAUGAGAUAUUAGCCGACCACAUCGCUGCUAUGCCUACGCACUUCGAAGGCUGUCAUACCAAAACCACUGAGGAUCAGAUAUGUUCCGUAUUUAGCUAUGUAAUGUUUGUGAAUGCGGGUCUUAGUUUAGUAAGCAAUUGUCCCUAGAGAUUUGAGUGACUAAUCUAUGUGACAGAUUAUGCAAAUUUCUGUGUGCAAAGUGUUAUAUAGUUUACAUUUUGUGCGCCUUAAUGUUAAAGCUACUGGCAGACGAGAAAGAUAUGAAUACUAAUUAACAUGAUUUGUAAAUAUAUUUAAAUACGGAUCGACGAAUAAUUGCUAAUAAUUGUACAGUUAUAAUUAGAAUCUAUAGAAUAUUCGGCCAUGAAUGUAUGUUACGAUUUAAACAUCACAAUUAUGACACGGAGACUGCUGUUGUUCACUGAUACGGUGUUGCAAAGGGAUUAACGGUAUUAAAUAAUGAUUUAGACUUAAUUUGCAAUAUAUUUAGUAAUGUGUGUAGUUUUGUUGUAGUUGUUUGUGUUUUGUCGUGCUUUCUCUGACGUUAAAUAUCGCUCAACAUGCCAAGAAAAAUACAUAAUAAUUAUUACAGAAUCACAUAUAAUUACCGCAUGACUAACGUUAGAAGUGUACUUAUCAGCCCUAUACAUUAAAACAAAAACCUACCCAUUUAUCAAUUUAUUUGAUGGUUGGGGUAGAUAAUUAUUUACAUUUGUAGUAAAAGCUGAUGACAAAAUUAAUAAAAAUAAUAUUAAAGCCCGGAAUACAUGAUAAUGUAGUGAGAAAAUACUUUUAUUUGAAUGUAUUUGUUGCGUUGUGAAAAUACAAGGAAAUUUGCCUAUAUCGUUUGUGGCAAUGAGAUUACAUUAUUUCGAGCUGUGCCGACUACAGGCUUUACUAAUUACAUGUUUAUUCGAGGCAUAAAUUUAUAACAAAGUUAAUAUGUAAUCCGUAAUAAAACCAAUUUGUAUCUUACGUGAAACCGGCCGCGACUUUUAAACGAUGCAACAUCGUAUAGUGCACAACGAGCUUUAUCCUGUGAAGUGGCAAUGAAAUCGUUUUAGCUCCAACGAUCCGUUGCGAGUGAAGUUGUAAAGCAGAUUUUAUUAAAUCUAAAAUAGAAUCGGUGGUCUUAAACCUGUGCAUAGUUUAUUUUGUAUUAUGUGAAUAAUAACAAGCAAUAAUAAAAUUGUUAUUGAGAAA